CGCCGCCUUCCUGCGCUUCAUUUGGUGGGCGGCGUGGGCUGGCACGUGCAAUUGAAAGGCGCCUCACCAACUGCCCAGAUAGGAAUAACUUCGCUCAUACAACGCGUGCUUGAGACCGGACCAAGAUGCAGAGGCGCAUGUUAAGCAAGGAGGAGGAAGAGGCGGCCGGGGACGAGGUCGAGGUCCGACGCGAGGACCAGGACAAGAUCAACAGGUUCAGCCGCCUGCACCAGCGCGAGCUCACCAUCGAGGAGGAGCUCAAGGCCAAGAACAAAGAAAAGGAGGAGCUCGACGAUGUCAGCACCGAGCUGGAGCUGGCCGACGAAGACGAGACCGUGCCAUACAAGGUCGGGGACGCCUUCUUCCACGUGUCCCUGCCCCAGGCCCAGGAGAUGCUGGGGAUGUCGGGCUCCAGGCUCGAGGGCGCCAUCGAGGAGCUCGAGGACUCGCUCGGCACCAUCAAGGAGGAGAUGACGCAGCUCAAGGUCGAGCUAUACGCCCGCUUCGGCAAAAGCAUUCAGCUGGAGACCUAGGACGAUAAGGGAGGGCGGCUUCCAAAGCUGUCGGGCUUGUAAUGUGUGUGAUUAAUUGAGAGCAAGCUGUUAGGGAGGUAGCGAAGCACCUAUUCUCUGCCAGCAAUAAGUUACAGGUGCUCCAAGGACUUGGGCAGACAUGAGUGCGCAUCCGCCGGCUGCCUUUUUCCCCCAACCCCCUUAAAUCUACCAGAAAGCCAGCAAAUAUUCGCAGCUAUUACAAGGAGAACAAGAAAUGAUAUAUCCAUACGCUAGAAUAUGUCAAAAGUCUCGCAAAGUCUGCUCCGCAUCUCC
Gaeumannomyces tritici R3-111a-1 is the source of this 827-nucleotide messenger RNA. RefSeq names its product prefoldin subunit 4. Gene Ontology annotation, biological process: protein folding. The transcript is spliced from 4 exons. Gene Ontology annotation, cellular component: cytoplasm; prefoldin complex. The record is from RefSeq and is a predicted model, not a curated record. The coding region runs from base 126 to 533 and encodes 135 amino acids. Lineage: Eukaryota; Fungi; Ascomycota; Sordariomycetes; Magnaporthales; Magnaporthaceae.